Molecule: messenger RNA, 5388 nt
Organism: Hydractinia symbiolongicarpus
Lineage: Eukaryota; Metazoa; Cnidaria; Hydrozoa; Anthoathecata; Hydractiniidae
Exons: 2
Coding region: 340-3552 (1070 amino acids)
Biological process (GO): regulation of transcription by RNA polymerase II
Cellular component (GO): nucleus
Molecular function (GO): DNA-binding transcription factor activity, RNA polymerase II-specific; RNA polymerase II transcription regulatory region sequence-specific DNA binding
Source: RefSeq, a predicted model, not a curated record
UCCCGAAUUUGCUCAAACAUUUUUCACACGGGCAAGCGAGAUUAGUCCUAUUUAUUGGUUUACAAAUGGCGGGUUGAUCAAAGGAAAAUUUGUGAAAACAACAAUGCAUCCGUAAGCUGCUGUACUUUUUUAACGCCGGCUAUGGCGGUGUGGAACUAUGGUGAGUCAAGAGGUGUUUUGACUCCAUUGGGUGUUUUUAACUUGGGAUUUUUUUGAAAAGCUGCAGCUGUUAUGUUCAUACGACAAUUUUUGAACGUUGAGUGUGUAGCCAACAGUAAAAGAAAUUUAGAAUUCUUAAUUGUUUUCGUGCGGCUUUAACUCCGACUCGGAUUGUGUACAAUGGAGAACUCGCGAUUGCGUGGACGGAAAAGGUACUGCUGCUACUAUUGCAACACUUAUUUCUAUCAAGUAGAUUCAUGGCAACGACAUAAUCGAAAACACACUGGUGUGGAGAUUGAAUGCGAUGACUGCGGUGAGAUGUGUUCAGACCAUUUUGAGUUAAAGGCUCACCAACAACUAUGCGACGCUUAUCGCGUAUAUUCCGAAGACGCGUUUGUUCAGACGCCUUCGGAAGCUCUUCUGCCUUCAAGCAGAAACAACUCUUCCAGCGGAAGAGCUAAUGAAAAUACCAGUGUUCAUGAAACCCCUGAUAGUACCUCCAAACAAGAAUCUCUUCCAGAUGACGAGAACUCUACGGAAGGCAACGCGAUAGAGACAGUUGAAAGAAGGUCAGUUGACAUUGAAAAGAGUGGAGAAAAAGACGAUAUUGCAGAAACAGAACGAGACUUGUCUAAAUCAUCAGAACUAGAUUAUCUAAUCGGGGAAGACCAAGGCCAGAAUAUUGCGCAAGAAGAAGGGGACGCUGAAACUGAAGCCCUAAUUGGAAUUGAUCAGAAUGAAGUGAGUCAAAUGAAAGAAAACGAUGUUAAACAAUCUGCAUCUAACGUUGGUGUAGAUACACAGAUAGUCAUUAAAGUUGACAGCGCUUUGAAUGCUGUGAAACAGAAUCAUAUGCCGAGUAGCAGUGGAAAGGAAAAUAUUGAAAUUCCAACUUUUUAUAGUCGACCCUCUCCUCUUGGAGCUUCGAUGUCUUCAACGCAAGCAAUGAGUAUAGACAGCUCUGACAUGAACAAAAAAUACCAGCCUUAUUUUUGCAAGAAUUGUGGAGCCAGAUUUACGAGAAAAGAUUCAGUUACUAGACAUUUAAAGAAAGGAACAUGCAGCGGGAAAUCUGCUAUUGUUUGCAACAUCUGUGGCAAAGUGUUCUCAGAAAUGUUUGAAUUGCAAGGUCAUUUUAAAAUGGAACAUAAGAACAUUGCCUUCACCCCUUCUAUUGUACAUCGUUCCAUUCUUCCAAGAAUUGAGAAUCAUGAACAAUCGAUAUAUAGCCAUUACCCUACUCAUUAUGUAGUGAACGAACAGCAUAUAGCUCGUGUUUCACGGCCCUUUAUUCCCCCGGAACAAACAUACCGACCUAUGCCUCCAGGUCUUCAAACAAUGUUUUAUGGAAACCAACCAAGCUUUGUGCCGCCUCCUUCACAUUCUUCUGCAACAGGACACUACCACGAACGUAUGGUCCAACCCCGAGCAAUGGAACUGAAGUAUUCACCCACAGGUCACGUGCGAAAAGAUGUUACGUUUGUUAACAAUCCUGGAAAACUUAUGGUUACCCGGGAUAACGAAGUUAGCCGCAAAAGAGAAUACUCCGAUUCACAAACCAAAGUGAUGUAUGAUGAUUCAGAAUCUUUACAAAAAAAUAGAAAAAUAGAGACGGGUUUUUCAUCAAAACAGCUUUCUCCAAAAUAUAGAGAAAAGUUCUCACGUGGCAACGAGAGUAUUAACCUUAGCGAGUAUACGAACAAUGCAAUGAGUUCCAAGCAGUACUAUGACAAUAGAUUUUUAAAUCCUGAAGCAUCUGCAGGCAAGGAUGAGCCUCCUAGGGCUCACCAAUGUAAAGUCUGUGGACUUGAAUUUCCACGCUUUGAAUAUCUUUUAACGCAUUUAAGGAAGCACAAGGAAAAAAAUGAAGUUUCAGAGCCUGGGGACGAUCAUGACAUAGACCAGCAUAUGCAUCGGAAUAAGGACGAAUAUCAGAGAUCGAAAGUUUCAGUAAGCGAUUCCAGUUCAUCUGAUGAUAAUGAUCACACUUACCCAAAAUACGUCACGUCGCAGAUGAAAGGGAAAGAGAGCUAUCAAACCUCGCUUGGACCCGCUACCAUUCAAGUGCCUCAGAAUGUAUACGCACCUCCGGCAUCGUCUUCAGAGCAGUACACGCAACAACGUGACUUAGCGUAUCCUUUACAAUCUAACCAAGUUAUCUCAAACCCUCAUUUAACUAGUGAUACCGUAGAAGCCAUUACUCCUGGUGUUGAUGGCAAGUUUCGACCUUUUAUAUGUGAAAACUGCGGACAAAGAUUUACAAGAAAGGAUUCUCUUGUGCGGCAUGCUAAAAAACAAACUUGUUUCGAGGAACUUGUUGAUUUAAAAUGUAAACACUGCGACAAAGCUUUUCGAUAUCAUAAAUGUUUGAUGCAACACCAAGAGCUAGUGCAUGGUAUCCAACAAGAAGAGUGCAAGCCUGGGAAUAGUGAUGAUGAGUUAUCUGAAUCAGAUAGAUCCGACAAAAAUGAUGUUGAUGUGCCAAAAGAGAAUAGGCACAUUAAAGAAAAAAACGAAGAUAAAUUUCAAACCCAUCAAAACAAAGACAAAGUUUUGACAUCUUCCGAUCAUCCCCGCAUUAAACCAGCUUCGCAAUUUCAUCCGUUUGUACGAGACAAUCAUUUUCCUUCUCAAGCAGUCCCAUCAACGCACCAUCUAGGUCCCAGCUCAAAUCAAGUAUUGUUGAAAUCAGAUGAUAUAACGAAAACACAUCAGGGGAACGAAGCAAAUACUCAAGAUGCCCAGUAUAUUGGUUACUGUAUGCUGCCACGCCCGUUCCAAUGUGAAUACUGUGGCGAUCGAUUCGCGCAUCGUCACUCUCUAAAAAGACACGUCCGUCGUCAUUUAGGUAUUGGAAUACCGUGCCACGACUGUGGGAAAUUGUAUCGGGAUCAGUCCGAGUGGCGACGUCAUCAACGCAGUAUACAUAACCGACAUUACGAGAAAUACGAGGUCCCUAGCCGAAUGAGCUUUCGAGAUGGGGUUGAACAGGGCUUGAUCGGAGUAGUACCGAAACUGGAAUACGAUGCGCAGAACGAGCAUGAUGAGAGCGACAGCGAAAAAAGCGAGGAUGACUUAUCUAUGGCUAAGAUACGACCAAGUUAUAUAGAAGUAAAGAAACACCAGAGUGAUCCGUUACCGAAAGUUUCUUCUUCGGAUUGCCGUCCGAACAGUUCCGAUUGUCACAAACCAGAAAAUGAAGUGAAUGAAGCGAACAAGUCAAGUGACACAUCUAGUGUUGUGGCGAAGGAAGAAAAGCUAAAAUCGUUCAAUUUCAAAGCUCAUUCAGCUAUCGAUAAAGACUCUCGUAAAAGUCUGUUAGAUCUAUAUUUAUGUUCACCAAAUAGUGGCGACGAAGGUGGAGAAGGGGAAAGAAAUAAUAAUCAUAAGUAGCACGGAUUAUUGCGGAUAAAACUUUAUAUUUUGUAAAUACGUAAUGUAUGUAGCUCGAUUAUAUUAUAGAUAUAUAAAGAUAUAUUAUUUUGCUAAUUUUAUAAUAGUUUAAGUAUUUUAUUUACCGAGACAUUUUUUUUUUUGAGAACGAGAAGGUAUUUAGUGUGAUAGUAGCCGUGUACAAGGCUCAGUAAAAAACUUACAAGUUUGUCUUAUAGUGCAAUUUAAAAUUUUAAUAUGGUAAUUUUUUCAGACAGAAUAUACGUUUUACUUAUAAGAAAUAUUUUAUAACCAACACGAGACUCUAGGAGGGCGAAAGAAAAAAAGACAGAUAUUAUUUCUCAAAAAUAUCUUGUUCUGAAUGUCAUAUAAGUUUUACACGAAAAAUGAAACGUCACAAGUAGAUACUCGACGAAUAACAAUUAAGCGACAGUGUAAAGGGUAGUUUCCACUGCCACAAUUAUUUUACGCAUUAUCGUACAAUUUGUUGUAGUAACUGGUGUACAAUUCCGUGCAAUUAUAUACAAGAAGGAUAUAAAUAGUUUACACUUUUUGUUUUGAUAAUGCUUAAAUGCGCAAGAAUACAAAAGAGAUGUUCAAUUCUUUUAACAUUGAUUCUAUAGGAACCUGCUACUAGUUUUCAAAUUGGACUGAUUUGAUUUAAAAAAAUUUGACCUUCAAAGUCAUAAUAUAUUGUACAUCGUGGUUACAUCUGUACAAUAUCUUGUACAAGAAUAUACAAUUUUAUACAAUUAAUUGUAGCAGUGGAAAUUACCCUUUAAAGAGAGAAGUUAAGCAACUUCGCUAACAUUUUGUGUUGCCUAUAAAAAAAAGCAUACAUCAAGUGAAAAAAAAACAGUCGUAUAUUUAUACGGAUUAUUAUAUUAUGUAAUUUAAUUUUUUUAUUGCAAUUUCUCCGUCGUGCUAUUAAAAAUCUCAGUUUGUUAUAUCAGAGAGACAAUUAGAAGACUGUGUCCGAGGUUGUUUCUAAUUAUUUGUUCGUGUUGUUAUUUUUUGUAUUUUAUGUAAACUUCAAGUUAAUUGUACAUCUUAUUUGUCUACUAUAUAUAAAUGUUUAUUCUAUAUUCAGUAUUUAUCCUUUUUUAAGUAUAUUUUAUUUGUACCCAUGAUGCAAUGCGAUUAUUAGGCUUGCAACAUAUUAUGUAAUGAUAAUUUAUUUGACUAAAUUAUGCAAACAUCAGCACUUUAUUAUAUUUCCGUAUAACGAAUUUUAAUUGCUUUUAUCAAAAUCUCAGAAUUAUACCUAAGGGGGGGCAAAUUAUUUUCCGAAAAAAUUUCGCGAAACAUUCAUUCGCGGAAGUUAUUUCUACGGAUUUAUUCCGCAAAAAUUAUAAAAUUCGCAUUCGCGGUCAUUUUCAAAAAACAUCUACCGGAAUUUUUUUUCUUCGUACUUUAAUUUUUUGUAGCCGUUGAGGUUUUCGUUGUUCAUUUGAAUAUAUAUUUAUUUCUGAAAGUUAUGUUCGACAAAAUAUUAGUUUUGUUUCUACAAAAAUUAUUGAAGUUUCAGCAUCCCCGGAAUUAAGUAUUUCCGCAAAAUUUUGGUACUAUAGUCAUUCGCAUAAAUAUACUCCGAAAAACGAAAAACAUUUUCGGAUCAUUCGUCCACAGAAAUAAGUUCCGCACAAAUUUUCCUGCAAAUGAUUUGCUCCCUUAGGUACUAUUAUAUCGUAAGUCUCCCAAUUUCGUAUUUGUCAGUACAAUCUUUAAAAAAACGGACUCGUUGCUUCUACUUUUUAUGUAAUAAUUUAUGGAAGUAUAUUUAAGUUUGGAAAUAAGACGUUAUGUUGAAUGUAAUCAACCUUGAUGACUUAAAAA